GAAUUUUGCUCUCUCACAAGUUUUUCCUCACCAAGCAGAACUAAGAAGAUUCUUCAACGAAAGGAUUUAUGGGCUUUCCUUGUUGCAUCCUGAGAUGAUCGUUCGAGACUGAAAGGUCGGAUUUUUUGGCGUUUAAAACAGAAUUGGAUUAUUCAGUUGGUGUUUGGAGGAGGAUUGACAUUGGGUUGAUUUAGUUUUGAGUUUUAACCUCUAUGGGUAGCAUUGGGGAAUCGUCUGAAUCUGGGGUUGGGGUGUCUGGUUCCCAUUCGGUAAAAGAUGAAAUUUUUCGUGAUGAGGAGAGGUGCUCUAAGCAAGUUUCACCCAUUAGAGGUGGUGGGUCGAGGAAUACGAGUCCGCUUGGUCGUGUGGGAUCGAGGAAUACUAGCCCUUCGAGGCAAAAGGUGAUAAAGACUAAACCUCGUGGGUUAGAUGAAGAAACGGUUGCUACAUUUGGUAAAGCUAUUCACCCUGAUGUUCAAAUGGAGGAUAGAAUAUGGGCGAUGUUGCCUGAGGACUUGUUGAAUGAGAUUUUAGCUAGGGUUCCACCAUUUAUGAUCUUUAGGCUUCGUUCAGUCUGUAAAAGGUGGAACUCAAUUCUUCAAGAUAGCAGUUUUCUUAAGUUUCACUCCCAAGUGCCAUCUCAUGGACCCUGUCUUCUUACAUUUUGGAAGAACGCACAGACCCUGCAGUGCUCAGUUUUUAGCUUGCCAUUGAAAACAUGGUAUAGAAUUCCAUUCAAUUUUUUGCCUCAAUGGGCCUUCUGGUUAGUUGGUUCUUCAGGGGGCCUUGUUUGCUUUUCUGGACUUGAUGGCCUAACUUUCAAAACUGUGGUAUGUAAUCCUCUGACACAAACUUGGAGGACAUUACCAUAUAUGCAUUAUAAUCAGCAAAGACAGUUGAUUAUGGUUGUGGAUCGGACAGAUCGGUCAUUUAAAGUCAUAGCCACCAGUGAUAUCUAUGGUGAUAAGUCACUGCCUACUGAAGUGUAUGAUUCAAAACUUGAUAAAUGGUCUCUCCACCAGAUAAUGCCUGCAGUUAACCUUUGCUCCUCAAAGAUGGCAUAUUGUGACUCCAGGCUGUAUCUUGAAACCCUUUCACCUCUUGGUUUGAUGAUGUAUUGUUUGGACACUGGAUAUUGGGAACAUAUUCCUGCAAGGUUUCCAAGGUCUUUGUUGGAUGGUUAUUUGGUUGCUGGGACUCAGAAGCGUCUGUUUCUAGUUGGAAGGAUUGGUCUUUAUAGUACUCUUCAGAGUAUGAGAAUUUGGGAAUUGGAUCAUUCCAAGAUCAUGUGGGUGGAGAUAAGUAGAAUGCCACCAAAGUAUUUUCGAGCUCUCCUGAGGCUAUCAGCUGAGAGAUUUGAGUGCUUUGGACAGGACAAUCUGAUUUGCUUUACAUCUUGGAACCAGGGGAAGGGUCUUCUCUAUGACAUGGAUAAGAAAGUUUGGUCUUGGAUUGCUGGAUGUGCUCUUCAGUCAUAUAACAGUCAGGUUUGCUUCUAUGAGCCAAGAUUUGAUGCUUCCAUACGCUAGGUGGGAAGAAAUUCUGUUCUAUUUCAGACAAGGUUACUGAACAGUGGCAUAGUUCUUUUUAUUGCUGACGCCUUCAUGUUGCAUCUUCUUUUACUCUAUCACUUUCUCUUGUUCUGCACAGUCAGCAGGGAUACUCCUGACUCAUAGUUGGUUUCAGCAUCCUAUUUUUGGUGGACUUCAUGUUCAUGGAAGUAGUUUCUACUUUAUAUGCUAAUAUUUUUUAGGAUGCAAUUGGUGGUAGUCUGUUGUACUGGGUUUGAAGGAUGCACAUCUCUGCUAUUUUACUUUCAUGACUCAAGUGCUGUUAAAAAAUGUCAAUUAUGGAU
Rubroshorea leprosula is the source of this 1855-nucleotide messenger RNA. The record is from the annotation of a GenBank genome assembly. NCBI's taxonomy places the organism in Eukaryota, Viridiplantae, Streptophyta, Magnoliopsida, Malvales, Dipterocarpaceae.